AUGUAGCACUGUAGAAAUUCAGUGGAGAAGAAGGAGCGAUCUACUUUGACAAACCCCAGCUUAAAAAGAAUAGCAAUUAAUACCUCCGGACCCUUCUGGAUGUGUCCACCUCAAAAUUUCCAUUAACAUGAACUGGGAGGCCUGUAUGGCCCGGCAAUGCUGGUGUGUGGCGAGAGUACUGGCACACUUUGGCUGCUGUCAUAUCAUCCAGAUGGUGGAGGAGAAUCGCCAUUACCUGUAAAGUGCUUGGAGUGGAAUGUCCAGAAAAGCACUACAUAAUUGUUGCUAGGAGCGGGCCAGGGAGGAAGAAGUUUAUCUUCUUUUUGGCCAACAGAGAACCGACCAUUGAAGAGAAGACCAGAGAGAAUUGGAAGGAGAGUUGAUGUUUGGAUCCCGUUAAGAAUGCAAGUCAUUUUUAACGGUUUAAACCUCGACCCUUACCCUGAAACCCCGACUGAGUCCGGAGGCGGAAUUAAAUCGUUGUGAAAACCAUGAAAGCGUUACGUUAAACAAAACGCACGCACGCGAGCAAAGAAAACGGAAACAAUGACAACGAUAAACAACAGCAGCUACUCCCUGCCCACCAUGGUUCCCAACAGCUCAGUGCUGGACACCAUGUCCAUUGGCAGCAGCACCCCGGUUUCCGGCGGAGAAGAGGGUCAGGCUGUGCUCGUGAGCCGGCCUUACAAGUGCUCUGAGUGUGGGCGCUCCUUCGCCCAGCUGACGGAGCUGGAGCUCCACGAGAUGUCCCACGCCGCCGAGCGGCCGUACACCUGCGAUCUGUGCGGCAAGACGUUCGCCCAGACCUCCGCGCUCACCAAGCACCAGCGGGUGCACACCGGGGAGAAGCCGUACAAGUGCCCGGCGUGCGACAAGUGCUUCGCCCUCUCCUCGGGCCUGGUGCUGCACAAGCGCAUCCACACGGGCGAGCGGCCGCACAGCUGCCCGCUGUGCGCCAAGACCUUCAUCUCCUCCUCCCACCUGGCCCUGCACCUGCGCUCGCACACCGGCGAGCGCAAGUACAAGUGCCGGCCCUACCACUGCAUGGUCUGCAACAAGACCUACGCCAAGAUGGCCACCUUCGAGCGCCACUGCCGGCAGCACCAGCAAGAGAACGGGGACGAGGCGGUGGGCGAUGACGAGGACGAGGACGUGGAGGUUAAGCGCAAGCCGCAGCCCUCCCCUGCCCCGCCGUCUGAGGUCAACACCAGGGCCAAAACGAGGGCCAAAGCAAAAGGCAAGAAGGGAAAGUAA
Lepisosteus oculatus (spotted gar) is the source of this 1254-nucleotide messenger RNA. Lineage: Eukaryota; Metazoa; Chordata; Actinopteri; Semionotiformes; Lepisosteidae. The record is from RefSeq and is a predicted model, not a curated record.